This is a messenger RNA of Talaromyces marneffei, 900 nucleotides long. RefSeq lists its product as uncharacterized. The coding region runs from base 1 to 900 and encodes 299 amino acids. NCBI's taxonomy places the organism in Eukaryota, Fungi, Ascomycota, Eurotiomycetes, Eurotiales, Trichocomaceae. The transcript is spliced from 3 exons. The record is from RefSeq and is a predicted model, not a curated record. Gene Ontology annotation, molecular function: oxidoreductase activity.
AUGACGAAUAAGAUCACCAAAGUAGCACUAGCAGGGGCUUCUGGAAGUCUAGGAUCUAAGACUCUUGCGGCGCUUCUCAAUCAAGGAUUCGAGGUUACUGUGUUAACCCGCUCGCCCAAGGAAUUCCCAGCCGGUGUUACAGUCAAAGUCGUCGACUUCAACUCCACGGAGUCUUUAUCUGUAGCCAUCCAAGGCCAGGACGCGGUCGUUGACAAUACUUUCACCCAAGAUGUUGAAACACCAUUGCGUCUUAUAGAUGCUGCGGCUGCCAGUGGAGUCUACCGUUUUAUCACAAGCGACUAUGGCCUCGAUCCAGAAAUUCCUGGCGUUCGCGACAUGCCAGUCUUUGGGCGUAAACGCGAUUCUUACCGUGCGGUCAAAGAAAAGGCGGAGAAAUCUGGAAUGACUUACACUUUGAUCGUCGUCGGCUGUUUCCUGGACUGGUGUCUUUCCACUGGGUUUGCUGGUGUUGACCUAAAAACAAAAACAGCAACCAUGUUCGACGGCGGGGAGAAUGUGGUUCCGUGGACAACCCUUGAAGAUGCGGGUAAAGCGACUGCUGGUGCUCUACUCCAACUCGAAGAAACUCUUAACAGACCGGUUUAUGUGCAUAGUACGUAUUUGUCCCAGGUCGAGCUUUUGAGAAUUGUGCAAGAAGUUUUGGGGGAGGAUGGUUGGAACAUAACAUCCCAAGAUAUGAAGCCACUGUUAGACCAAGCUUUGGAAGACCUGCGUACCGGGAAUAUUUCCCCGAUGACUUUUGGAGUACAGAUCCAAUAUUGUGUUGCCAACAAGUCACUGGCACAUCCCUGGGAAAUCGAUGACAACGAUCUUGUCGGCAUCAGAGAGAAACCCUCUGAAGAGCUACGAGACUUAGUCCGUCAGCUUGCUGCUGUUUGA